This is a messenger RNA of Mesorhabditis spiculigera, 4416 nucleotides long. The record is from the annotation of a GenBank genome assembly. NCBI's taxonomy places the organism in Eukaryota, Metazoa, Nematoda, Chromadorea, Rhabditida, Rhabditidae.
AUGGCCGCGGGUUCAACGUAUUACCAACUUGUUUCUUUUGAGGGCGGAAAAGUCACGUUAUUCGAGCAGAAUGCCCGAAGCACGUUUGCCCAUGAAAGAUACCGCAAUAAAAAGAUCGCCUUUGUUAGCGUUGCUGGUCCGGCGAGAAGCGGAAAAAGUUUUUUGGUCGCUUAUCUGACAAGUGGUUUCUUCAUUCGUGGUCGUUUCAAAAGCGGUUAUGCACGUGAUACGGAAGGCAUUCUAAUUUGCGAUACGCCAUGGGUGCUGGAGGAUCAGACGGUCGUAUUUUUCCUGGACACGCAGGGCACCUUCGACCUGGAGACAGAACCAAUCGUUUCCGAAUUGAUUAUGGCAUUUAGUCUACUGGUCUCGGGCCUACAGAUUAUAAACCUCCGGGUAAACAUCGAUGGCGACGACCUUCGAAUGGUGCAUCGCUCCGUCGAAGCGGUAAACGCCAUGAAACGAAACGCAGUUGGCGAGAAGCUUUUGUUUUUGAUUCGAGAUGCCGCGGACCCCAAGGUAAAGGGUGAAGAUGUACUGGCGCAACUUUGGGAAAGCGGCAAAGCGUCCCAGGAGCUGUCUGAGGCACGUGAAUCCUUGCAACGCCGUUAUAAGAUCGCAUGUAUUCCUUUGCCUGUGCCCAGCGACAACGUCAAGAAAGGCAAUAACACAGCUACAAUAUGCACCGGCAAAGACAACGCGGACUUUUCCAAAAAACUUCAAUGUGUAAAGGAAUAUCUAAGGCAACAUACUGUUGGCGCAAGUUCGACCCGACGUAUGGACUGGGCAUAUUGGCAGGAAAUUGCCGCGUUCUUAAAUAAUGCCUUUCCCCGAUACACAAGCCGUGCCGCUGUUACGCAAAAUCUUCUGCUGGCCCAUGCCAUUGAAAGCGCCUUCAACAAUUUGGACACCACUUUUUCGAAAGCCACUUUGGAAAAUAUUGACCAACGAAAGUUACAUUUCACGCGGAUCUUGGAAGGCCGUAUCAAAAAGCAGCACCUAGGAACCCUGCAAACUCAAGCCAUCCAGCAAGCAUUGGACCAAAUGGAUGUUGACGUUGAAACGUUUACCGAAUAUGCGACAGAUCAGGAACGCUUGCUUAAAGGGGAAAUUGAAGCGCUUCGGAAAAAUAUUGCUGAAGCAAAGGAGUUUGUUGACAUUGAUGACGCUACCGAGACGGCUAUGCUGACUAAUGCGAGGAAGGAAUUAAAAAAAACUAUCGACACAGCGAUACGGGGUCGGGAACAGCGCCUUCACGACGUGCUAGCUACUGGAGAGCAAAAACAAGCAAAAGCUCACAGUGAUAGCCCCAGCGGCUCGAAAAGGUCAUUUUCUGACCCUAUAGAUAAGACAAAAUUAAUACGGCCGGGCCCAGUUUGCGAGAAGAAUUCUUCAGAAAAUGAAGAGAAAAAUGCGGCCUGUGUAGAUUCGUUGCGCAAACGGGAUCCAAUAGUAGAGACGGGUGGCACUGAGUCUUUGUCUCCGCCAGAGAAGCGAAUAAGGCCAGAGCAGACAGACCGGCUUGAUCAGGAAACGCCAUUUUCUCCGGGCGAAACUCUCCAACCAGCGACAACCCUAUUAGCCAGUACUGCAUUAAUCGAGCCGAAUGGCCUCCUCAAUCAGACUGCAAAGGAACAAAAUGAGCUCACCGAACGCCAGCAGCAGUCGAAGCCAGUCCAGGGAAUCGUGGCAGACGACCACGGAAACGAACGGGCGGAUGAAGCCUUAAUUAGUGAAUGUACAGGGGGCGAUUCGAUAAAAACAUCUUUUGAAAAUUCUUCCACUAUCGAAGAAGUAAGUCCUCACGUCGCCGACGCAGCAUAUGCUUGUGAAGACACGGGGCGCGGCUCUCCAGACGGUUGGAACAGGGAACUCACCAAAAUGCCGACCUCCACAUCUGCGGAACUCGAGGCACCCAACAGCCCUUCAGUCAUUUUUGGCACGAAAGAGUUUGAAAACCUUCCGGACGAGGAUAUUUGCAAUGUCGGAGGCAAUGCCGAUUCCGGCCACCAUUCACUGAAUCAGGAGUCGGUCUAUUUCGAAGACCACAGAAGUGAGCUAUCAAGUGUUAUAGGAGCGUCGCAGACGCUUCGGAAUCCUUUUCGAGCAUCAGAUGCUAGAGGCAAAGAAGAGCUGCCGAAUUUGAUUUUGGCGAAUCGAAGGACUGCAGCGGAGAUGGCCGACAACAACGCAACCCAGGACCAAACACUCCCAGAGAGAGGUACGCACCCUGAAGGGCAGCGGGCAUUGACAAAAAUGGGCUUGAGUUCAUUGGCUUCAACGAAAGAAAAACCAAUGACAAAAAUUCCAGUCGCCGAGGUGUGGGAAUCUCAGGAAGAGAACGGCAUAAAAGAAGCCCUUGCUCGACGAGAGGACCCCUUUCCGAGAGAAUUGCUGGCUGUAUCGCCAGAAUCAGAGUAUCAACAUCUUCAACCGACAGGAUCUGAAUAUUCCGGGCGUACUAAGCGUAACAGCGAUCCGAUAGACGGUGCACUACAUCGCGAUUUCCAUGCUAUGCCGUCGGCGGCAAACGGGCUGGUGCGUGCCCGUGAAAGUCCAACUGAAGGCCAUCGGCAAAAAAAACAGAUGAACCACGAAGCGACAGAUAAACAACAAAAUGAUGGCUCAGUGAAGGAUUAUCAAGGUUCGCCACUGCGCGAAUCAGGAUAUUUGAACUCAGCAACCGCUGAAAAAGUUGAAGCUAUCCUGAAAAGUCGUUCCAAUGGUUGUACGGGAGGACAGCCAAACUUCGUUGCCGGUAAACAUGAUAUAGAGGCUUUCGGAAGAAUAACCGAGGUCGUCCCAUGCGGUGAUCCAGGUCACAACCAAAAUUCUAUCUAUUUUAACCAGCUAAGCGUCGAGUCAUCAAUGCCUAGCGAAAGCGCAAUUUCAUUAGAAAGAAUGCCUUUCAUCGAUGAUGCAGAACAGCCGCGGCCAAACCAGCCAGAAGACCGCGGAUUCAACGGAGAUGCGCCAUUUUUCAACAACAGCUCAGGCCCAAAUAGUCAAGGAAAGUACUGGGAUGAAGCUACAAGUUUACCCGGUGAACGUUCACUAACGGUCGAGUUAGCUCAUUCUGAAAAACACGUCUAUGAACAACAAUUGCGAAGGGAUCCGCCGAUCGGUCUACCUGACGGCUUUGUGCGCAAUGCAUCUGUUGUGUUAACGAGUUUUACAGAUGCAAGUAGCGACCAGCGAGAUCUCCAUCAGCGAGAUGGUAUCUCGCCGUUGAGGAACGAACACAAAUAUGUGACUCAGUCGGCAGCAAUCUUUUCGUGGGAUGAUUUGUCAACGAAUCUCGCUCCUAAAAAUGGAACAGCAAAAUCCCGCCCUGAAACGCCCGGUAUAUGGCUGCGGGAUUGCGAAGACGACCCGGAAGCGGGACCUCUCCGAAGACAACCGUCUGGCGCUUUCACGUACAUUUGCCCUCCAUUUUCUGAACAGAUCAAAAAUGCAGAAACCGUCUCCGAGCAGAAUUCUAUCGAAAAAGAUAUAAGAUACACUACGAUGCUGCUUGCCCCGAAAGAGGCUCAAAGCGAAGCAGCUGGGGAAGUGGAGUACCAUGCGGCUCAAGCAAAGAAGCUUCGGCAAGAGGGCAAGAAAAAACCAAAGGCCGAAUUAGAUGAUAAAAUUCGUCUGGAUAUGGAAUGGUUCGACGUCGCUAUGGAUCGUUGUAUGAUGAAGUAUCACAAGGAACGGGUCUUACUUUUGCCAGUACGACAAGAACAGCUGAGGCAAGAUCUGCAUAAAGCCGUCAGUGGUUGCACCCAAAGUCAUCAAUACAGUGAAGCAUCUGCGCGCAAAAGACGGAAGGCAGCCAUCGCAGCCUAUAAAGCUGCAACCCAGCGCAAGGAUUUUGACCAGCGCGUCGACAUACGAAAUGGCCUCGAUGCUUCGCUCCUUAAAACUAAGGAAUAUACUAAAUGCUUCAAUGUACUUGGCAACUAUGUGGCUGAGAAAAUGGGCACAUCGCUAUAUCCGUUUCGGCCCACAGACGUGGACUAUGACGACGACAUAAUCAUCAAACGGUGUGUCAACCAGGGAGGCAGACGACGAAUUAAGGAAACAAACGAAUAUUUUGGAGGAGCGAUUGAAUAUUUGAUCUCCCACUACCCGGAGAAGUGGUCUUUGUUGCGUACUAUCGAUUACGCCGUCGAAUAUAUGCAUUUCUUUUACGAUGUAUUGGCGAAAGGCACAAAAAUGAAUGAUAGUGAAGAACUAUGGCAAACGUUGCAAGAUCUGUCCAUGGAACGGUGGACGGUAAAAGCAAUCGCGAUGGGUCGGAUCAAACCUUAUAUGUUCGGCUUGAAGGGUGGUGAAUAUAGUUCUUAUACCAAUGAUAUGCUCCAAUAUGUCGGGCAAUAUAUUCGGCAGCCAAGGCAGGCGGAGAAUGUACAACCCCCACCCAUCCACCUA